Molecule: messenger RNA, 3658 nt
Organism: Oryctolagus cuniculus (rabbit)
Lineage: Eukaryota; Metazoa; Chordata; Mammalia; Lagomorpha; Leporidae
Source: RefSeq, a predicted model, not a curated record
AUGACUUACAGCCAAUGCCAUCAUUACUUUAAGCCAAGUAUCAACCAAGAUGGAGACCUGAUCCUGGGUGGAUUUUUCCCUCUCUACUACCCAGAACCAGAAACUGAAAAGCUCCAGAUGUCUUUUAUACAUGGUCCCCAGCGUAGAACUGUUGUGUCUUGGUGGCUGUGGAAGAACUACCAAUAUGUGCUGGCCUUCCGCUUUGCCAUCCAGGAGAUCAAUAAAAACCCCCAGCUACUCCCCAACCUGACCCUCGGUUUCAAAUUCUACAAUGCCUUUGCCAGUGAACAGUACACCUUAUUGAGCAUAGUGUAUUGGUUGUUUGGGGCCACUAUGCCUUUACCUAACUACACCUGCCAUACACAAGGCAGACAUGUUGCCAUCAUUGCUGGAACCACAUCAGCGUUGUCUGUUGAAUUUGGAACGCUUUUGGAGCUCUACAAAACCCCACAGCUCACCUAUGGCCCUUUUGAUCCCAUGCUAAAUGAUAAGGACCAGUUUCCCUCACUCUAUCAGAUGGCCAGCAGUGACAGCUCUUUGGGCCAUGGAAUGAUCUCCUUGUUGCUGCAUUUUGGCUGGACUUGGGUGGCUCUCUUUGUGUCUGAUGACAUGAAGGGAGAGCAGUUCCUUCAGUACUUUGAAGCAGCGAUGCUCAAGAAAGGAAUCUGUGUGGCCUUUACAGUGAAGCUCCCUGUCACAAAGAAGUUGUAUGCGGGUAGUGAUCUCACUUUCAUGAGUAGCAUCAGAGUUUCAUCUGCAAAUGUGCAUAUACUCUAUGGUGAUGUAAGAGGUCUCAUCAGUGUGGACAUUUCAGUGCAGUCAUUUUUAACCAUGGGGAAGGUGUGGAUCAUGACAUCAAAGUGGGAUCUUGUCAUUUCUGAGACAAACCACAUUCUGCACUCUUUGCAUGGAGGCUUCUCUUUUUCACCCCACAAGGAAGAAAUCCCUGGCCUCAAACUUUUUGUCAAGACGGCAAAGCCUUCUCACUACCCAGAAGACUUUUACUUCAGUAAAUUAUGGCUUUUUCAUCUGGACUGCUCACUUGCAGGAUCAUUUUGUGGACAUAUUGGAACCUGCUCACCAAAUACUUCCUUAGAGUUUCUUCCAGGACACAUUGACUUGCUGACCAUAUCUGACUCCAGCUAUUUAGUCUACAAUGCUGUCUACACAGUGGCCCACGUCCUCCAUAAAAUGAUUUUGGAGAAAGUAGAAAUGAGAUCCUUAGCAGAAGCAUCCCAGCCCAUGAUUCUUCCCUGGCAGCUUCAUCCAAUCCUGAGGAAAAUCCAGUUUACAAACCGUGCUGGAGAUGAUGUGUCUUUCCAUGAAACAAGACACCAUGUGGUACAUUAUGAUAUUCAGAACAUUGUAAAUUUUCCUGCUGGAUUUCGGUUGCUGGUUAAAAUUGGAGAAUUUUCCUCUAAGAGUCCACAUGACCAAGAUUUGCUGAUCAAUGAAGACAUUAUAGAAUGGCCUGUUGGAUUCAAAAAGACUCCUCAAUCUGUGUGUAGCCAGAGCUGUGGUCCAGGAUUUCGGAAAAUGUCACAGGAAGGAAGACCUGUCUGUUGCUAUACUUGUGUUUUUUGUCCAGAGAGAGAUGUUUCCAAUCAGACAGAUGCAGAACAGUGUAUCCAGUGUGCAGAGCAUGAGUAUCCGAACAUGGAGAGAAGUCACUGCCUCCCCAAGCUAAUGACCUUCUUAGCCUUUGAGGAUGCCCUGGGGAUGGCUCUGGUUUGCAUGGCUCUGUGCUUCUCUGUAACCACAGCUGCAGUUUUGGGAGUCUUUGUGAAGCACCGAGACACUCCCAUCGUCAAGGCCAAUAACCGGUCUCUCAGCUACAUCCUGCUCAUCGCCCUCCUCCUGUGCUUCCUGUGCUCCUUACUCUUCAUUGGCCGUCCCAACACAGCCACCUGCCUCCUCCGACAAAUAACAUUUGGUCUUGUGUUCACAGUGGCUAUUUCUGCUGUGCUGGCCAAGACCAUCACUGUGAUUCUGGCUUUCAAGGUUAUGAAACCUGGAAGAACAAUGAGGCGAUUGCUUGUAUCCGGAGCUUCUAACUUCAUCAUUCCCAUCUGUUCCUUGAUCCAACUAGCUCUAUGUGGCAUCUGGUUGGGAAUCUCUCCUCCAUUUAUUGAGUUAGAUGCAUAUGCUGAGCCUGACCACAUCAUCCUGGUGUGCAACAAGGGCUCAGUCACUGCCUUCUACUGUGUCCUGGGCUACCUGGGUUCCUUGGCCCUAGCGAGCUUCACUGUAGCUUUCCUAGCCAGGAAUCUACCUGACACUUUCAAUGAAGCCAAGUUCCUGACGUUCAGCAUGCUGGUGUUCUGCAGUGUCUGGGUGACCUUCCUGCCUGUCUACCACAGCACCAAGGGGAAGGUCAUGGUGGCCGUGGAGGUCUUCUCCAUCUUGGCCUCCAGUGCGGGACUCCUGGGGUGCAUUUUUGCCCCCAAGUGCUACAUUAUUCUUAUAAGGCCUGAAAAGAAUUCUCUGAAAGGCUUAAAGAAAAGAGCAAGUUCUAAGGGAUUCUAAUAUUUUUCUGCUUUUUUUGUUGUCACAUUUUCAGAGUUUGGUGCCAAAACCAAACUGAUAUAACAUUCCAUAUAUAUAAAAUAACUAAAAUCAACUUUUCCUUUGAAAAUGACUUCUAGGUAAGACACUUAGCCUAGCAGAUUACAUGGGAUCAGUUUCUGGCUCUGACACCUGGCCUGUACUUUUGACUCUUGGGGACCCUGGAAGGAAGUGGUGAUGGAUUAUGGAACUUGGUUCUGUCCACGCAUAUGAGAAUCCUGGUUUGACUCCCCAUUUUGGGUCUAGCCACAGCCUAAGUAUAGGCAUUUGGGGUGUAGAAGCAUGAGGUAUAGAAUGAGAGGUGUCUAUGCCUCAGUAGUCACUAAUGUUCUGGCAGCCAAUAUCAUACUGAAUGGAGGGAAGCUGAAAGCAUUUCCCCUCAGAUCUUGAACACAAUAGGCAUGUCUACUUUCAACAUUCUUAUUCAGUACACAACUUGAAGUGUUGGCAGGAGCAAUUAGGGAGGAGGAAGAAGUAAAGGGCAUCAAAAUUGGAAAGGAGGGGGCCAGCACUGUGGCAUAGCAGGUAAAGCCACCCCCUGCAGUACUGGCAUUCCCAUAUGGCACUGGUUUGAGAUCUGGCUGCUCCUCUUUCUAUCCAGCUCUCUGCUAUCGCCUGGGAAAGCAGUGGAAGAUGGCCUAAGUUGUUGGGCCCUUGCACCCAUGUGGGAGACUUGGAAGAAUCUCCUGGCUCCUGGCUUCAGAUUGGUGUAGCUCUGGUCAUUGAUGCCAUUUGGGGAGUGAACCAGCGGGUGGAAGAUCUUUCUCUUUCUGACUCUCCUUCUUUCUUUGUGUGACUCUGACUUUAAAAUAAAUAAAUAAAUCUUGGGGCCGGUGCUGUGGCUCAGUAGGUUAACACACUGGCCUGAAGUGCUAGCAUCCCAUAUGGGCACCUGUUUGAGUCCCAGCUAUUCUACUCCCUAUCCAGCUCUCUGCUAUGGACUGAAAAAGCAGAAGUCCUUGGGCCCCUGCACCCACAUGGGAGACCCAGAAGAAGAUCCUGGCUCCUGGCUUUAUAUAGACACAACUCUGGCCAUUGUGGCCAACUGGGGCGUGAACCAUCGAGUGGAAGACCCCCUCACCCCCACCCCUCC